Messenger RNA from Trichomycterus rosablanca, 1129 nucleotides. Its product is annotated as CUB and zona pellucida-like domain-containing protein 1. The record is from RefSeq and is a predicted model, not a curated record. Gene Ontology annotation, cellular component: cell surface. Lineage: Eukaryota; Metazoa; Chordata; Actinopteri; Siluriformes; Trichomycteridae. The transcript has 6 exons. The coding region runs from base 1 to 1083 and encodes 360 amino acids.
AUGGAGAUGGGAAGGAGUGCGGUGGAAGGUUUGGAACGUUGUUGUACUUGUGAUUAUGUGAUGGUCUACGACGGUCCCACCAUGUCCUCUCCUCUCAUGCGGAAGGUGUGUUUUAAUCAGACAGAACUGGACUUCCAUUCGUCCUCAUCCUACAUGACCGUGUUGUUCAGAAGUGAUUACUCUGGAGUUGGGCGUGGCUUUAAAGCCCACUUUAGCUCCUCCCUCAACGAGCACACAGGUCGAGUUAAUUGUUCCUCCGACUCGAUGAACAUCAUUAUCCGUAAAUCCUACAUUGACGCUCUGGGUUUCAGCUGGAGUGAUCUUUAUUUGGACGACCAUCGGUGCAGAGCUUCCACAAACUACUACGACGUGACCUUCAACUUCCCUCUCAACACGUGUGGAAGCAGCAGAAAGGUCCAGAACGGGCGUGUCAUUUACACCAACAAUGUCCGAGCCUCCCAGUCGACCUCCGGUGAGAUCACGCGGAAGGGAACGCGCUUCCUGUUGAUGGUGAGCUGCGUGAUGGAGCGCGGCGCGACCACUGGGACGGUUUAUCAGGCCAGGGAAACUGGGAACGCCUCCAUCAGUGGAACAGGCCAGUUUAACACCAGUAUGGAUUUUUACCCCUCCAGCAGCUUCUCGUACCCCAUCAGCCAGUUCCCGUAUAAGGUGGACCUGGAUCAGGACGUUUACGUUCAGGUGCAGCUGAGCCACCCAGAACCGAGUCUGCACCUCCUCCUCGACUCCUGUAUAGCAUCACCCAACCACGACUUCACCGUCCGUACCUACCAACUCAUACGCAACGGGUGUGCCGUCGACUCCUCUCUCUACAUCAUGACGAAUGGUCAGCGGUAUUUCGCUCGCUUCCGUUUCCGUUCCUUCAUGUUUCUGAGAACACACAGCUUCGUCUUCCUCAGGUGUGACGUCAUAAUCUGUGCAGAUAACGACUACAACUCACGCUGUCGCCAAGGCUGCCGUGCCCGCAGAAAACGCAGUCUGGACUCCGCCCACCACACCCAGGUGGUCACGCUGGGACCACUCACGCUUAAAGGCGAGGAGCUAAAGAACCAGGAUGAGCAGUAAUCAGUCAUCAGUAAUCAGAUGUAAUCAGACAUCUAAUGAAUCAGUG